This is a messenger RNA of Dreissena polymorpha, 2067 nucleotides long. Its product is annotated as aggrecan core protein-like. The record is from RefSeq and is a predicted model, not a curated record. Gene Ontology annotation, molecular function: signaling receptor activity. NCBI's taxonomy places the organism in Eukaryota, Metazoa, Mollusca, Bivalvia, Myida, Dreissenidae. The coding region runs from base 140 to 1960 and encodes 606 amino acids. The transcript has 11 exons.
UCCGCGAUUUCAGACCGAAUUAGUUCGAAAGAUGACGAGAGAUCACGAUUCAGAUUGCAGUUAGUGAUAGAUAUAAGAAAUACCAAUUUAUAUAUUGAGACCAUAACGAGUUAACCACUUCGACUAAACGUGCAAAAUAAUGAUUUUACAAAGUAUUGUGAGCGUUCUAUUGCUUUUGGCAUCGACCGUGGAAGCAGAUUUCUCUUGCAUAUGCAACUACAAUAUCGAGAGCGCAGUGUACGCUUCGACAACUAAGGAUUCUUCCAUUGGAUACCUCUACGAGUUUGACUGUAAACCGGAAGGCCCACCAUCCGACGAUCCAAAAUGGGUCACAAUCCAGUUUGAACAUAAAUAUGGGUAUAUGGAGAAGGGACAGGGCAUUGAGACGCAAGUCUGCCCUGGGGCACCUCCAGUGACAGACGUAGUCACAACGACUGAAGCACCAACAACAACAACAACGACGAGGUCUACUCUUGCUCCAACUACAACAACUAUCACCGCCGCAAGCACUACUUCUACCACAACUCCCAAUCCAACAACUACAACACCACUACCUACAACAACAACAACAACGCCAAUACCAACAACUACAACUCUACAACCCACAACAUCAACAACAACGACGCCAAAACCCACAGCAACAACACAACCCACAACAACAACAACGACGCCGAAAUCCACAACAACAACGCAACACACAACAACUACAACUUCACAACCCACAACUACAACAACGACGCCGAAACCCACAACAACGACACAAUCCACAACAGCUACUUCGACACAGCCUACAACAACUACUACAACACCAAAAACAACAACCCCUAUUCCAAAACCAACAACAACGACAACCUCUUCAACACCCACGACAACCCCAAUACCACCAACUACUCAGAGGACCACACAAGUUCAUACAACACCAACAACCACAACUAGUUCUAUUGGACCGUUCACACAAGUACAGUACGGAUGCCCCAAACAGUACUUUCAACACGCACAACUACAUCACGGGACCCUGUUCACACUAGACAGCACAUGUUACGAGAUUGUGCCAACGGAAGCUUCGUGGACAGAUGCGGAGGCUGACUGUGUUGCAAGGGGAGGUCAUCUUGCACAUAUACCUGAUCAACGGCACCAGGACGCCAUAUACCAUGUGACCAGUCAGUAUCUAAGCGAUGACAUUUGGAUUGGAUUGAAUGACAGAAACCACGAGCGACAAUAUGAAUGGUCGUCAGGGGACCCGGUGAAAUACACCAGUUGGAUUGGUGGGCACGAGAACCUCUUCUUUCACGGACUCCAGGAUUGUGCGGUACUCGGAGCUCUUUUGUACCAGGGCCACUGGGACGAUAUCGACUGCGAUACGGAAUUAAAUUACCUUUGUGAAUUUAGGGCUACAAUGACAUCAGUUUUUGCGACGACCACGCCGAUGCCACAAGUCUCUAACACAGACGGCGACAUCCAUAUGUGCCCUGCAUCAGUUCAGCAGGAAUCAAGGCGAAACAAUAAUAUCCUGGCCCAGCAUGGUGACAGCUGCUAUGAGCUUCAAACAGACGACAAGGUGAUCUGGGCCCAUAGCGAGUAUCUGUGUAGGCAACAAGGCGGCCAUAUGGUGGCAAUAACCAGUGCGACUGAGCAAGCCUUUGUGGACGCCUUUAUGGCACGUCAUAAUCCUAACCGGGCUGUCUGGAUCGGGCUCCAUGAUAGGAGAGUUGAAGGACAGUUUGAAUGGACUUCAGGGGAAAGUGUAACCUACACGAACUGGGUUCCAAACCACAUGAGUAACUUUGAAAGUUACCGCACGGAGGACUGUAUUGCACUGAUUCCAUACCAAAGCGGCCAAUGGGACGACAUACCGUGUGGGUCCCAGGAUCCAUUCUUUGGUGAUGACAUUGGGGAGAAACAUUAUACCUUCUGUGAAUACAAAAUUUCGCAAAGUCACGGAAACGUGUUGGUUGGAUAAGAUGCGGACAUCGCCUCUGGUGGAAAUUUAAACAUUCGAUUACAAAAUAUUUUACUUACUUUUAUCCGUUAUCUCAUAAUAAAAAAUCUGGUUAAAGCUUUCAAAAA